Molecule: messenger RNA, 1314 nt
Organism: Trachemys scripta elegans
Lineage: Eukaryota; Metazoa; Chordata; Testudines; Emydidae
Product: killer cell lectin-like receptor subfamily F member 1
Exons: 4
Coding region: 1-477 (158 amino acids)
Source: RefSeq, a predicted model, not a curated record
AUGACGGGGGAAAUAGUCUAUGCUGAUCUGAAUGUGCCCUCCGAAUGGCCCUGCCUGAGGCCCCCCCAGGCAUCUCAGCACCUCGACGGCUCUGGGUGCAAACUCUGCCCUGCGACCUGGCUGCUGCACAGAGACAAGUGCUAUUGGGUCUCCCGAAAAAUGAAACCGUGGAACGAGAGCCGUGACGACUGUUCCACAAAGCACUCUCAGCUGCUGGUGAUCCGGGACAGGGAGGAGAUGGAGUUCAUAAAGAAUAGUACACAAAGUUCAACUUUUGUGUGGAUUGGACUUUCUCUCUCGUCCCGGGGGAAGACCUGGAUCUGGCUGAACGGCUCCCAGUUAAAUCAGACUCUGUUCCCAUUACCGGUUCAAGACAACGGAAAUAGCUGUGGGGCAGUGAAGGGGAAUCAGAUUCAAUCUGACGCCUGUGCCGCUGAAUAUGAAUGGAUUUGUCAACGGGAGGCUGUUCUGAUAUGAACAGGGGAACUAGUGGCAUUUUUAUGAUGUAAAUAAAAUGUAGUAAACACAAUUGUAAAGUGCUUUGAAAUUCUCCAAUGAAAGCCCCUAUAAAAUGGAAAGUCUCAUUAUCCCCAUUUUACAGAUAGGGAAACUGAGGCAUGGAGAGAGGAAGUAUUGACCUGCUCAAAGAUACACAGCCAGAGGAAGAGCAGGCACUGAACUCCUGACUUAGGAGUUUGCCAGAAGCUGGGAAUGGGCGACAGGGGAUGGAUCACUUGAUGAUUCCCUGUUCUGUUCAUUCCCUCUGGGGCACCUGGCAUUGGCCACUGUCAGAAGACAGGACACUGGGCUAGAUGGACCUUUGGUCUGACCCUGUAUGGCCAUUCUUAUGACUUACUGAAAUUUUUCAUGGGAGCAAAACCUGACCUGCUCUACUUCUAAAGUUUUAAUUUUCUGCCAGCCAGAUUUCUAAUUCAAUAGAUGCCCGUCUUGGCCAAUUAAUACAUGUCUUAAUGGUGCCUGAAUUAUUGGUGCUGAAUAGAGAUGAGAAACAUUUUUCAAACAACUUUUCCCAUCAAAAAUGGACAUUUUAACUAAAAUUGAUAUUUUCACUAAACAUUAUCCAAUGUUCCAUUACUUUUUUUUUUAAAAAAAAAGAGGGUUUUUUUUCCAUUCAAGGAAAACUGGUUGUUUUUUUAGAUAAGAAAAUGUUGAGACUGAUUUAGAUAUAAAAUGUCACAAAACUGGAAAAUGGGUCCAUUUUUAAUGUUUGGAAUAAAAGCAAACUGAAGGAGACUGAGGGGGCAUCUGAUAACAGUUGUCAAAUAAGUGCAGUAAAGAGGACAGUGAUCACUU